UCUUCGUCUUCAACAAUGGAAGCCACUCUGUUCACCUCGACGCCCCCAUCCCCGGCCUUAUCCCUAACCCGACCCGCCAGCCCAUUCCUCUCCCUCCCCUCCCCUCCCCACCGCCGCCGCCUCCGCCUCCCCACCAUCCGCUCCGCCAUCUCCCGCACCAAGAAAGAAGAGACCGUCGAAACCAUCAAGACCAAUCUCGACAACUGCUACCUCAUGGCCGGUAUCAGCUACAAAGGCCUCACCGUCAAGCAAUUCCAGGACCUCCGCAAAGCCCUACCUGACUCCACCAAGCUCAUCGUCGCCAAGAACACUCUCGUCUACAAAGCCAUCGAGGGAACCCCCUGGGAGGCUCUCAAGCCUUGCAUGACCGGGAUGAACGCCUGGCUGUUCGUCCACAGCGAGGAGAUCCCGCCGGCGAUUAAGCCCUACCGGGAUUUCCAGAAGGAACGGAAGCUCGAGAACAAUGACUUCACCGGAGCGGUGUUCGAGGGCAAGUUUUACGGCCCCGGAGACUUCAAGGCGCUGGAGACAAUGCCGACGAGGCUGGAGAUUUAUGCCAAGUUGCUUGGCUCCCUCAAGGGGCCGGCGUCCAACCUCGUCGGGACGAUUCAGGCGCCGGCGAGGGAGCUGGUCAUGACUUUGCAGGCGUAUGUGCAGAAAUUGGAGGAGAGCGGCGGCGGGCAGUAGUGUGAUAUAGGGGGAGUUUCGGAGAAGCCUUUGUAAGUGUAUCUUGAACUUGAAGAACCAAUUUUUUUCUUCGAGUUUUUUUUUUUUUUUUGUGUUGUUGUAGAAUGGUUGGAUAUUUAUAUUUGUGUUUGACAUUCGAGGAAUGAAGAGCUGUAGAUUUUGUAAAAUUGGAAUCUUAGCAAGCAAUGAUGUUCGUUUUUUA
This is a messenger RNA of Rosa rugosa (rugosa rose), 889 nucleotides long. RefSeq names its product large ribosomal subunit protein uL10c-like. The record is from RefSeq and is a predicted model, not a curated record. Gene Ontology annotation, cellular component: large ribosomal subunit. Gene Ontology annotation, biological process: translation. The coding region runs from base 16 to 687 and encodes 223 amino acids. The transcript has a single exon. Gene Ontology annotation, molecular function: structural constituent of ribosome. NCBI's taxonomy places the organism in Eukaryota, Viridiplantae, Streptophyta, Magnoliopsida, Rosales, Rosaceae.